AUGAGUGACGGUCGUAGAUUCCGCUGUCGACCCGCACAAAACGUAGUGGUGUUGACUCUGUGCGGGCUGAUCGCUGCGUUGAGAACGGGUGAGAGAUGGCGCGCAGCCGAGAGCUUAUACGAUCGACAGUAUGCUCCAAGACAACGCUAUGAGCCCUAUCACCUCAGUCCCUCGAGUCAGAUAGCCUUCGCCGCAGUCCCGCUACACGCACCAUUACCUAUUCUGCACGUGCUCGCCCGCGCUUCUCCCGUGCGGCCCCGACACCCAUUGCCAGUUCCACCCACCUACGAACCAGAUUUGCAGGCCUACGCCUCCGCAUACACUGAAGAUUACACUGCAUUUAACUCGCCGUACGCUCACAGACCCGCUCCGAGUGAAGAAGAUGAAGAGGCACAAGCGGUUGUAAUAUACGCUCGCCCCAACAAAAACGGGGGCUAUUCCUACAGCAAGCGACCCGCAGCCUCCACCCCCAGGCCCAAACGGGAACCUAUCGUCUUUAGAAUUCACAAAUAUAAAAUAACCAAAGAAUAA
Messenger RNA from Pieris macdunnoughi, 531 nucleotides. The record is from the annotation of a GenBank genome assembly. NCBI's taxonomy places the organism in Eukaryota, Metazoa, Arthropoda, Insecta, Lepidoptera, Pieridae.